AUGGACAAAGAGGAGACCUCCAGAAGCCGAAUCAGGUUGUUCAUCUACGUGGUGCUAGGACUGCUACCGUUGUUACUGAUUCCCCACGGUAGGGCCUCAAGACUCCCCCUCGAGGCAAUCGAAUACUACACGAAUUAUCCAACCGAUGACAUUUCAGUGAGGGUUCCUGUGUAUGUUUACUGUGAGGAUCUGGAGAUGCCAGAUCUAGCUGCUGCGGUUCAGAUCCAAGUGGACCACCAGAUGAAUAGGACAAGAGACCAGCGGAUAUGGCAAUGGACUUUGGACAUUAGAGACGGGAAACCCGAGCAUUUCAACGAGUACUACUCUUUGAAAGUGCGCAUAGGUGCGGAGGAUGCGAUUCAUGUGGACAAUUCUCUAAAGUAUGCAGAACUGUUCGUGAAGAUGGAGAGUAUAGCAAAUAACGAUGUGCCAUUCUUCGUGACUCAAACACUUUUGUUCCAUAUUUUCCACGAAGAAGUUGAACAGCAGUAUCUGGAUCAUUAUACUAAGACUUAUGACUCCAACACUGGUCAGUUCUACAUCGAGUUGGAUAGAGAUGAGACGGUGGUUGAGUAUGGUUCAGACGUCAAAGUACUGUUCACUUUGUUCGCCAGUGAGGAUUUGAGUGGUUGGGAAUUAUCUUAUGCUAUAAGUGAGUACUUUGAACCGCUUUGUUUGAUGAUCUCACGCUUGGUGAACAUGACAGUGGAAUCACAAGUCAUAUAUCUGGACUCAUUGAACUACACUCUAGAAGCUAUCAAGGCUCAAACCUCUCAAUUGGAUGCUGAUCAGACCAUUAACCUAGCGAUUUAUCCAAUGCCUCAGCGAAACAUCCAGCAGAUUGUUUCAGGAUCUAACUCGUCGACGUUUCUCAUUCCCCAAUGGGGAGCCAUCUAUCUGUAUCCCCUUGAGCAGGUUGGCAGCGACAAAACCAUCCGGUGGAACCAUCUAGAGUUUCCGAUGGAAGAAUUUACCUCAAGGCUCUUCCAGAUGCUUGGACUUGUGAAACAUCCAAAGUCACCGCAACUGCGGUUCGAGAUCACCCAACGAUUGCGGAUUUUGUCAAAUGUACUGAAAAUGAGCCAAAAUCUGCUCAGUGUUGAAAAGCUGUCCAAGAAAGGCAAGCUCAACGAAGCACUGGUCAAGAACGUGUUUGAGUGUCUCCGGUUUCGCAACGAGACCGUUGCAAGUCUAAAUUCUCAGGACUGGGACUCGGCCUUGAGCCUGUCCAACUUGGCCCUGGAACGCUCGAAUAGGGCCUUUUUCGAUGAGAAUUUGUUGUGA
Messenger RNA from Kuraishia capsulata CBS 1993, 1284 nucleotides. RefSeq lists its product as uncharacterized. Gene Ontology annotation, cellular component: GPI-anchor transamidase complex. Lineage: Eukaryota; Fungi; Ascomycota; Pichiomycetes; Pichiales; Pichiaceae. Gene Ontology annotation, biological process: attachment of GPI anchor to protein. Bases 1 to 1284 code for a protein of 427 amino acids. The record is from RefSeq and is a predicted model, not a curated record. The transcript has a single exon.